GAGAGUGUGGGGACUGGCUUCCAAAUGCAGUUGUCACCUCCAUCUGUGCUGGACCUUGAAGGGCAUUAUAAUAAUACAGCUACCUGGCCUAAGUGAUUUCCUGUUACCCAUCAACGGCUUUUAAAAUUUUAGACAGGUUUUCAGGCCGUUCCUCUGAAUUAUGCCGAAAGUAGUGUCCCGAUCUGUAGUCUGCUCCGACACCCGGGACCGGGAGGAAUAUGACGACGGCGAGAAGCCCCUCCAUGUGUACUACUGUUUGUGUGGCCAGAUGGUCCUGGUGCUGGACUGUCAGUUAGAGAAAUUGCCCAUGAGGCCCCGGGACCGGUCCCGUGUGAUUGAUGCUGCCAAACACGCCCACAAGUUUUGUAACACCGAAGAUGAGGAGACAAUAUAUCUUCGGAGGCCUGAAGGCAUUGAACGACAGUACAGGAAGAAGUGUGCAAAGUGUGGACUGCCACUCUUCUACCAGUCCCAGCCGAAGAACGCUCCUGUGACCUUCAUUGUGGAUGGAGCAGUAGUCAAGUUUGGCCAGGGUUUUGGGAAAACGAAUAUAUAUACUCAGAAACAAGAGCCCCCUAAGAAGGUGAUGAUGACCAAACGGACUAAAGACAUGGGCAAGUUCAGCUCUGUCACUGUGUCUACCAUUGAUGAAGAGGAAGAGGAGAUUGAGGCUAGAGAAGUUGCUGACUCAUAUGCACAGAAUGCCAAAGUGAUCGAAAAACAGCUGGAGCGCAAAGGCAUGAGCAAGAGGCGACUGCAAGAGCUGGCUGAACUCGAAGCCAAGAAAGCAAAAAUGAAGGGUACCUUGAUUGACAACCAGUUCAAAUGACCAUGACCUUUCUCUGAGCACAGACUGGAGGCAAGCAUUUAGAUUAGGAAGGAAAGUAACUUCUUCAUUACAUGGACUGAUUCCUAUUUAUGUCCCAGCAGAAGGCUUUACGUUGCUUCUCAUAGAUUCUCCUACAUUCAGUGAGAUCUGUAACUGAGUCCAUUUGACCUGCUUCUCGGGAGAUGGACUUUUCUAAAUCUUUGGUGUAUAUAGGUUUUCUGUACUAUUUUUUGUCUAUUUGAUGCAAACUUCAGCUGUGUA
Messenger RNA from Propithecus coquereli (Coquerel's sifaka), 1090 nucleotides. Its product is annotated as UPF0428 protein CXorf56. The transcript has a single exon. The coding region runs from base 161 to 829 and encodes 222 amino acids. The record is from RefSeq and is a predicted model, not a curated record. NCBI's taxonomy places the organism in Eukaryota, Metazoa, Chordata, Mammalia, Primates, Indriidae.